Molecule: messenger RNA, 3893 nt
Organism: Pogona vitticeps (central bearded dragon)
Lineage: Eukaryota; Metazoa; Chordata; Lepidosauria; Squamata; Agamidae
Source: RefSeq, a predicted model, not a curated record
AUGAAGCGGAAUAGUUCAUUGCAUUCACUUUUGGUGGCAGGAUCCAGAAGUAUUUUUCUGUGCUAUGAAAUUAUUACAGAUGCGGUUUCAACAUCUACCUAUGCGUCUCCAGCAAGAAGUCUGGGAGACCCAGGGAUAACACCACUCUCCCCAUCCCAUGUUGCGAAGGACUCUGAAACAAAUGACACAGAGGAGCCAUCAUUUCUUGUGGUGGUGGCUAUUGAUUUUGGCACAACGUCCAGUGGCUAUGCCUAUAGCUUCACCAAGGAACCAGAAUGUAUUCACAUAAUGAGACGAUGGGAAGGAGGAGAUCCUGGUGUGUCCAAUCAGAAGACUCCAACAACAAUCCUCUUGACUCCAGAACGAAAAUUCCACAGUUUUGGUUAUGCAGCCAGAGAUUUCUAUCAUGACCUAGAUCCUAAUGAAGCAAAGCACUGGCUGUAUUUUGAGAAAUUUAAGAUGAAGCUUCAUACAACUAAUAAUCUCUCUCUGGAAACAGACUUGACAGCUGCAAAUGGCAAGAAAGUCAAGGCACUUGAAAUAUUUGCUCAUGCUCUGCAGUACUUUAAGGAACAAGCAUUGAAGGAGCUGACUGAUCAAGGAGGUGAAGGGUUUGACAACUCUGAAAUACGAUGGGUCAUCACCGUGCCAGCUAUCUGGAAGCAGCCUGCAAAACAAUUUAUGAGACAUGCUGCAUACAAGGCAGGAAUGGCUUCCUCUGAGAAUCCUGAGCAACUGAUAAUUGCCUUGGAACCAGAGGCUGCAUCAAUCUACUGCCGGAAGCUCCGUCUUCAUCAGAUGAUAGACCUGAGUAGCAAAGGACCUGUCAAUGGUUAUACCCCAAGCGAGGCCAUUGGCACUGGCUUUACACCAGCUAAAGAACAUAUCCGGCGUAACCGACAGAGCCGCACUUUUUUGGUUGAAAAUGUCAUCGGCGAAAUUUGGUCCGAGCUGGAAGAAGGUGACAGUUAUAUAGUCGUAGACAGUGGAGGAGGAACAGUUGAUGUGACUGUUCAUCAGAUCAGAUUGCCUGAAGGACACCUAAAGGAACUCUACAAGGCAACAGGUGGGCCACAUGGUUCCUUGGGUGUGGACUAUGAAUUUGAAAAGCUCCUGUGUAAAAUAUUUGGAGAAGAUUUUAUUGAGCAAUUUAAAAUAAAGCGCCCUGCUGCCUGGGUUGAUCUGAUGAUUGCAUUUGAAUCCCGCAAGAGAGCAGCAGCCCCAGACCGGACUAAUCCACUCAACAUCACUCUGCCAUUCUCGUUCAUUGAUUACUAUAAGAAAUUUCGAGGUCAUAGUGUUGAACAUGCCUUAAGGAAAAGCAAUGUGGAUUUUGUGAAGUGGUCAUCACAAGGAAUGCUAAGGAUGAGUCCUGAUGCAAUGAAUGCCCUCUUCAAACCCACCAUUGAUGAAAUCAUUAAUCAUCUCAAUGAUCUGUUCGAAAAGCCAGAAGUAAAUAAUGUGAAGUUCCUGUUCCUGGUGGGUGGAUUUGCUGAAGCUCCAUUACUUCAACAAGCUAUCCAGAAUGCUUUUGGUUCCAAAUGCCGGAUCAUUAUUCCGCAGGAUGUGGGUCUCACAAUUCUUAAAGGCGCAGUGUUGUUUGGUUUGGAUCCUGCUGUCAUUAAAGUGCGCCGUUCUCCCCUGACCUAUGGGGUUGGGGUUCUGAAUCGUUACAUGGAAGGGAAACACCCUCCAGAAAAGCUGCUAAUUAAAGAUGGCACCCGCUGGUGCACUGAUGUGUUUGACAAAUUCAUCUCCGCUAACCAGUCGGUGGCCCUUGGCGAGACUGUGUCACGCAGUUAUACUCCUGCGAAGCCUUCGCAGCUGGUCAUCGUGAUCAAUAUCUACAGCUCAGAACACGAUAAUGUCAGUUUCAUCACUGAGCCGGGAGUGAAAAAGUGUGGCACGCUCCGUCUGGAUCUCACAGGAACUGACAUAUCUGUGCCAAACCGGAGGGAGAUCAAAACACUGAUGCAGUUUGGGGACACUGAGAUUAAAGCCAUGGCAAUUGAUGUUGCCACCUCUAAAAGUGUCAAAGCCGGUAUUGAUUUCCUCAAUUACUAAUUAGUAUGCCUUCUCUUCCCACCACCUACUGUUUCAAUCCUCUCUUCUCUCAUAUCUCAUGCGUCACAAAAUGGACUUCAACUUUAGCUACACAUUAGCUGUCAUUUGACAGUCGUUCAAAGAGAGCAUCAGGCUUGGUUGUUGUUGAAAUUAUGUAUUUAUAGGACCCAGAAUAAAUGGUUAUUAGGUGCUACAAAUGAAAUUGAAUAACCCCAAGUGGUUAAGUACACAAUGGGAACUAAUCACUGAAAUGCCACUACCCUCUUAAUUGAAAAAAAGAGCUUUACUUUGAAGUAUUUUAUACAUUCUGCACUUAGCACCCAAAUUAUCAAGGCUGAUAUCCUUAGACUUGUAUUUAAGAAUAUCCGGUGCAGCAAAUUAAAAUCAAAGAGAUUUGCAUAGGACACAAACAUACGCACAAAUUCUUUUAUGCAGCAUGAAAAUAUUAUAUUUUUGCUAUUGCUGUGGUUAAUAUCAGUGGUGAUUUAUAAGUGUUCAGCAAUAUUAUAAACAGAUCUUUCCUAUUUGCUUUAAAAUAAGCACUAAAGUUUUAAGCCAUUGGACUUUCCUUUUUUCCGAUAAUAACUAAAACAGUUAAUUCAUUUUGAGAAAUUGACCACCUGUGUUAAAAUUUCCAUGCAACAGAAAAUAUUUGCUAGGGAUGCAGCCAGGUUGAACAUAUUUUAAAGCAAUCUAGCUAUUGAUUAAAUUUUCUGAAUGUUUCUGGAGCAGGACAUAUAAAUUAUAUAAUUGGUAGAUCACAUCCACAUAUAAUUAUCUAUUUAUAGCACUCAUAAUAAUUGGUUACCAGGUGCUACAAAUGAAACUGAAUAACUCCAAGUGGUUAAAUAUACAAUGGAAAUUAGUUAUGUUCUAGGAAAAAUUCUCUCUGAUACAAGAGAAACAAAACCUACAUUUGAAAAUGGUGCUUACCAUAUGUGAUUUUUACAAGCACUUGUAUUUUUAAAAUAAUAUGUAUGCUGCCCAAAUAAUCAGGAACAUUACAGCUCUUGUAUCUAUAUGCACUCCUUUUUGACUUCAUAUAAAAAUGUUUUAUAAAUCUCCCAAAAGUUACUAAACAUCUGAAUAUUUCCCCAUGUCACUUUUUGCUUCUGGACACCCUGUAGUCAUUAAGGCGAUCUUCAGCUGGCCCAUUAAUAGGCAGCAAACAAACAAGUACAGUAGCAAUAAUUAACCAGCAAGCACCUCUGUUCUUGGGUUGGAGAGCAGAAGGAGGCAUUUUCAUUAACUCUUGUACAUGUUAAAAGAAAAAGAAAUACAACUGUUGUGUUCCUGUAGAGCAAAGUCCUGUAUAAGAAAGACAGCAUCUUUCUGUUGGAUCAGUUUAGUUCAUCUAUAGAUGAAAAAACUGUAUGAGGUUUUGCUUCACCAGGUAGACACACACAGAUUGUUGAAACCACAGCUGUGCACACACAGAACCAUUCACAUUAUCACAUUGUGUUCCCUUUUUCUUCCCUUAAUGUAACUACCUAUCCCACAUUGAGUAAGUUGUGUAUCAUAUUCAGCUCCUGCUCCCCACCAGCUUUUUUUCACCACUAUGACAAAAAAAAUAAAAUUAAAAAGACACAUUGAAUCCGUGCCAGUAAAAACUGUCAACAGGUAUAAGGGACCAGCUAGACCUUUUUCAAGUGUGACUCAGAGCAGAGCAGGAGGAGCCCCCAUCCACAGAAGGCACUUCAAAGCAUAGUGCAAUCACAGUGCCUAUGUAUGGCAACUGGUUUGCCUGGAAUGAUUCAUCACUGUCAAAAUCUUCCAAUUAAUCGCAUAUAGUAUACAGUGUGGUCUCUACUUAAGAACGUCCCUACUUA